Messenger RNA from Exophiala mesophila, 1597 nucleotides. RefSeq lists its product as uncharacterized. Gene Ontology annotation, molecular function: catalytic activity. The coding region runs from base 194 to 1390 and encodes 398 amino acids. The record is from RefSeq and is a predicted model, not a curated record. Lineage: Eukaryota; Fungi; Ascomycota; Eurotiomycetes; Chaetothyriales; Herpotrichiellaceae. The transcript is spliced from 7 exons.
AAGCAGAGCAUCUAGCGUGCUUCUCCGCACCGGGGCUCUGAGCACAACAUCAGCACAUCAAAUAUCCUGCGCAGCGCGCUUGAGGUGCUCGAGAUCGCUGGGAUGGAGAUACCUGGCCUCUGCUGCGUCCACGGAGUCAUCAGCAUCAGCAGCAGGCAAAGUGGCACCACUUGAGGGGAUUCGAGUACUGGACAUGACGCGGGUAUUGGCUGGGCCUUAUUGCACUCAGAUUCUGGGCGAUCUUGGAGCCGAAGUCAUCAAGAUCGAACACCCAACUCGUGGCGAUGAUACCAGGGCAUGGGGUCCUCCGUUUGCAAAGUACAAGGAUGACGCUGUGGUCAAGGGCGGUCAAGCUGGAGAGAGUGCUUAUUUCAUUGGUGUGAAUCGAAACAAGAAAUCUCUGGCUCUGUCCUUCCAGCACCGUGAAGGCGUUAAGAUCCUCCAGGAGCUAGCCAAAACAUCGGAUGUUCUGGUUGAAAAUUACAUUCCUGGUUCGUUGAAGAAGUAUGGUCUGGAUUAUGAGAGUCUACGGAAGAUUAAUCCUCGCCUGAUUUACGCCUCAAUUACAGGCUACGGUCAGACAGGUCCGUACUCGUCACGAGCCGGGUACGAUGUCAUGGUCGAAGCGGAAAUGGGAUUGAUGCACAUUACUGGAACCCGAGAUGGGACACCAGUGAAGGUGGGUGUUGCUGUUACUGAUCUGACCACGGGCUUGUACACGUGUAAUGCCAUCAUGGCAUCACUGCUGGCACGACAGCGGACAGGACAGGGCCAACAUAUCGAUGCAGCGCUGGCUGAUUGUCAAGUCGCGACACUGGCAAACAUCGCCAGCUCGGUGCUCAUCUCAGGCCAGCGCGACGGUGGCAGAUGGGGCACUGCACACCCCAGCAUUGUGCCUUACAAGGGCUUUGCUACCAAAGAUGGAGAUAUUAUGCUGGGCGGUGGUAAUGACCGCUUAUAUGGAAUCAUCUGCGACAAAGUGGGCAAGCCGGAAUGGAAAACCGACCCUCGCUUCAUCACCAACGACGUGAGGGUGAAGAACCGCGACGUCUUGGAAGCCUUGAUCGAAGAAAUCACAAAGACCAAGACCACCAAAGAGUGGCUCGCUAUUCUCGAGGGGAGCGGCCUGCCCUACGCGGCCAUCAACGACGUCAAGGACACCUUGGACCAUGAACAUGUCAGAGCACGGGGGAUGGUGCAGGAAAUCGAACAUGACAGCUGUGGCAAGAUCGAGGUCGUUAGUCCGCCUGUCAAGUACUCGGAGAGUGUGAUUGGAAUCCGUUCCGCCCCUCCCACCUUGGGUCAGCAUACCGAUGAGGUCCUGACCGAGGUUCUGGGAUGGUCAGGUGAAGACGUGCAGAAGCUCAAGGCCGACGGCGUCGUCGCUUAAGCAAAGUAGUCGAAGCUAGCUGCGGGAAGAAGACGAUCGCCAUGUGUACAGUACGUCAUACAUCAAGAAGCGCAUAGAGCCGCGGGUCGGAAAAUGGUUUUUAAGACGUUGAAGGAGAGCAUUAUAGCUGGGGACGGGAAGAGGGCGAAAAGUCUCUGGUGGAAAACAUUUUCUCGAGCCACGUUGCAUAUCAAGUGCGGACUCGCC